AUGUUGAAAUCGACAUACCGCCCUCCUGUACCAACGCCGACGAAAUCACCUCUCCCGCCGGAAUGGACAGAGCACAAAGCUCCAAGCGGUCGUACAUAUUACUACAAUGCAGAGACGAAGCAGUCGACCUACACUCGGCCGAGCGUUCCCUCCGACGAGCCGUUACGGAUUGAUUAUGACGCAACAGAACCCGAUCAUGUUGUCCGCGCUUCCAUGCAGGCUUUGGAACAAUUCCACAGAAACAAUGCCACAUCAGGCGCCGGCGGUUUUAGUGGUGCGAGAAGUCAUCAAGACCGCUCUCGGCGAAGAGGGGACCGGGGAGACCGACCAAAGUCGAAAGCAGCGAUUCCGAACUGUGCGCCGUGGGUUCUUGUGAAGACGAAAUUGGGCAGACGAUUCGUACACAACACAGAGACGAAGCAGAGUCUGUGGAAGUUCCCGCAGGAUGUGAUGAUGGCGGUGAUCGAGAUGGACAAACUGGAGUGGGAGGCAAAGAAGAAAGCGGGAGGUGAAACCCGGGAAGCGGAGGAAGCAGGCAAGUCACCAACCGGAGACACAACGAGCCCUAAGGGACCGCAACCGGAUCCCGGGGAGGGAGACUACGACAGCGAUUCGUACGAAGAAGUUGAAGUGACCGACGACGAGGAGGGGGAAGAAGAUGGUGGGCGGAAUUCUUCUAAACGGCUUCGUCUCAGUCAGGAUGACAGAACGUCUCCGCCCUCUCGCCCCGUGGAAUUCGAUGAAGAUGAUAUAGCAUACCAGUUGGCGCAAAUGGAAGAAGACUACGGUCCGGAUGAAGACGGGCUAUACGACCAGAACGAGGAUGAUGAAGAUCAAGGACUACCACUCACAGCCAGCGACAACCUGGCCCUGUUCCGUUCCUUGCUGGACGACUCGGGCAUCUCGCCCUACUCGACCUUUGAAAAGUUGAUCGAAGGUACCGCCGUCGUAGAGGACCCUCGCUAUGUUGCACUACCCAAUACCUCAGCUCGCAAAGAAGCAUUUGCGUCGUGGUCAAAAGACCGUAUUGCGGAACUACAAGAGUUGAAAAAUUCCGAACAGGCACGCGCCAAACCCAAGGAUCCCCGAGCUGAGUACCUCCGCUUCCUGCAGAGACACGCCACACCGAGGCUGUACUGGCCGGAAUUCAAGCGCAAGUUCAAAAAGGAAACCGUGAUGCGUGAUCUGGGCAUGCAGGACAGAGAUCGUGAGAAGCUCUACCGGGAAUUUGUUGCCCGGCUGAAGACCAGCGACGCGGAGAGGAGGAAGGAAUUGGUCGCGCUGCUCAAGGGCGUCGACAAGGCUAUGAUCAAAAGGGAUAUGCCUAUUGAGGAGCUGCCGGACAGUAUUCUACGGGAUUUGAGGUUUUAUACGCUCGAGGAGCGCAGGAGAGACGAGCUGGUGCAGACCUUCCUAGAGACGCUAUGA
This is a messenger RNA of Rhinocladiella mackenziei CBS 650.93, 1428 nucleotides long. RefSeq lists its product as uncharacterized. Gene Ontology annotation, cellular component: nucleus. Gene Ontology annotation, molecular function: RNA polymerase binding; transcription coregulator activity. The record is from RefSeq and is a predicted model, not a curated record. The transcript has a single exon. NCBI's taxonomy places the organism in Eukaryota, Fungi, Ascomycota, Eurotiomycetes, Chaetothyriales, Herpotrichiellaceae. The coding region runs from base 1 to 1428 and encodes 475 amino acids.